This is a messenger RNA of Brassica oleracea var. oleracea, 1201 nucleotides long. RefSeq names its product B-box zinc finger protein 22. The record is from RefSeq and is a predicted model, not a curated record. Gene Ontology annotation, molecular function: zinc ion binding. Gene Ontology annotation, biological process: regulation of DNA-templated transcription; photomorphogenesis. Lineage: Eukaryota; Viridiplantae; Streptophyta; Magnoliopsida; Brassicales; Brassicaceae. Gene Ontology annotation, cellular component: nucleus. The transcript is spliced from 3 exons. The coding region runs from base 196 to 1080 and encodes 294 amino acids.
AUUUUCUUUUUCUGAAAACAAAAGAUCCUCCUUCAGACAAGAGUUGCUUAAACCAUAAACCUCUCAAAGCCUUUAGGAGACAGAACAGGCUCCACUUCCUUCUCUUUCCUAAUACUACUAUUUUUCGACCAUCACGUUUUCUCGAGAUUUGAAUCUUCUUUUGGAUGAACUAAAGAUAAAAUAAAAAAAAAAGGGAUGAAGAUUCAGUGUAACGUGUGCGAGGCGGCGGAAGCGGCGGUGCUAUGUUGCGCAGAUGAAGCUGCGUUGUGUUGGGCUUGCGAUGAGAAAGUUCACGCCGCUAAUAAACUCGCCGGAAAACACCAGAGAGUCCCUCUCUCUGUCUCCUCCUCUUCCAUACCCAAAUGCGAUAUCUGUCAGGAAGCUUCUGGAUUCUUCUUCUGUCUGCAAGAUAGAGCUUUGCUAUGUAGGAAGUGUGAUGUGGCAAUCCACACUGUCAACCCUCAUGUUUCAGCUCACCAGCGGUUUCUUCUUACUGGAAUCAGAGUUGGUCUUGAGUGUACGGACACUGGUCCUUCUACAAAACCUUCACCAUCCAAUGAUGACAAAACCAAUGAGGCAAAGAAAGUUACUCUGCCAACAUCAGAGCCUCAGAAGAUGGACUUUGAUCAUCAUCAUCAUCAGCAGGUUGUUUUACAGGAAACUAAUGUCAGUGAUCACAUUUCGACGAAGCUUCCUUUUGCAAGCAGUGGAUCAGCGGCUGGGAGCAUUCCUCAGUGGCAGAUAGAGGAGAUUUUCAGAUUAACUGACUUUGAUCAGAGCUAUGAAUACAUGGAGAUUAAUGGAUCAUCUAAGGCGGAUACUAGCAGGCGAGGAGAUUCAGACAGUUCUUCGAUGAUGCGGUCUGGAGAAGAAGAUGGAGAAGAUAGCAAUAACUGCUUGGGAGGUGAGACAUCAUGGGCUGUUCCACAGAUUCAUUCUCCACCAACAGCUUCUGGUCUGAACUGGCCUAAACAUUUUAACCACCACUCAGCAGUGUUUGUUCCGGACAUAUCUUCUUCAACUCCAUACACCGGUUCUUCCCCUAACCAGAGGGUUGGGAAACGGCGGCGACGGUUCUAGCCAUUCUCAACAAACCGGCCGGUUUGUCAAGAGAUGUGACUCAAUGUGUUAUUGUAGUUGGCUUGGGACUUAAUGUUGAGUGUUCUUUGUUAUAUUAAUGGAAAAACAUAAUUUUUGAAUU